Messenger RNA from Ictidomys tridecemlineatus (thirteen-lined ground squirrel), 3260 nucleotides. RefSeq names its product phospholipase A2 group VI (gene Pla2g6). Gene Ontology annotation, biological process: positive regulation of ceramide biosynthetic process; cardiolipin acyl-chain remodeling. Gene Ontology annotation, molecular function: long-chain fatty acyl-CoA hydrolase activity; protein binding. Lineage: Eukaryota; Metazoa; Chordata; Mammalia; Rodentia; Sciuridae. The record is from RefSeq and is a predicted model, not a curated record. Gene Ontology annotation, cellular component: mitochondrion.
GCCUGGGGCCUGGAGAGUUUUCCUGCUUGGAGUAGGAGUGGGCUCGGCUGUAGGCACCCUGACCAGCGUCUGUGAAGCUGAACUUUCCAGACCAGGGCUCAGAGAGGGACCCGCCUGGCACUGAGUGCCCCUCCUAAAGCUCAGCAGGUCCCUGCAGGCCCAGACUCAAGGGACAGCCUGGUGGGGGCCACAGACUGAGGGGGCAGGCAGCAGGGCCUCCCCACCUGCCCCACAGAAGAUGCAGUUCUUCGGCCGCCUGGUCAAUACCCUCACCAGCGUCACCAACCUGUUCUCUAACCCAUUCCGGGUGAAGGAGGUGGCAGUGGCGGACUACGCCUCAAGUAACCGGGUUCGGGAAGAAGGGCAGCUGGUCCUUUUCCAGAACACUCCCAGUCGCACCUGGGACUGCAUCCUGGUCAACCCAAGGAACUCGCAUAGUGGCUUCCGACUCUUCCAGCUGGAGUCGGAGGCCGACGCACUGGUGCACUUCCAGCAGUUCUCGUCGCAGCUGCCGCCCUUCUACGAGAGCUCCCUGCAGGUCCUGCACCUCGAGGCCCUCCAGCACCUGACCGACCUCAUCCGCAACCACCCCAGCUGGUCCGUGGCGCACUUGGCGGUGGAGCUGGGGAUCCGCGAGUGCUUCCAUCACAGCCGCAUCAUCAGCUGUGCCAACAGCACGGAGAAUGAGGAGGGCUGCACCCCCCUGCACCUGGCCUGCCGCAAGGGGGACAGCGAGAUCCUGGUGGAGCUGGUGCAGUACUGCCAUGCCCAGAUGGACGUCACCGACAACAAGGGAGAGACUGCCUUCCAUUAUGCUGUGCAGGGGGACAACUCCCAGGUGCUGCAGCUCCUAGGGAAGAACGCCUCUGCUGGCCUGAACCAGGUGAACAACCAAGGGCUGACCCCGCUGCACCUGGCCUGCCAGAUGGGGAAGCAGGAGAUGGUGCGCGUGCUGCUGCUGUGUAACGCCCGGUGCAACAUCAUGGGGCCUGGGGGCUACCCCAUCCACACCGCCAUGAAGUUCUCCCAGAAGGGGUGCGCUGAGAUGAUCAUCAGCAUGGACAGCAACCAGAUCCACAGCAAGGACCCUCGCUAUGGGGCCAGCCCCCUUCACUGGGCCAAGAAUGCUGAGAUGGCCCGGAUGCUGCUCAAACGGGGCUGCGACGUGGACAGCACCAGCGCCUCGGGGAACACGGCCCUGCACGUGGCAGUGACGCGCAACCGCUUCGACUGCGUCAUGGUGCUGCUCACCUACGGGGCCAACGCGGGCGCCCGCGGCGAGAAUGGCAACACCCCGCUGCACCUGGCCAUGUCGAAAGACAACGUGGAGAUGAUCAAGGCCCUCAUUGUGUUCGGGGCAGAGGUGGAUGUCCCGAAUGACUUUGGGGAGACUCCUGCUCUCAUAGCCUCCAAGAUCAGCAGACAUGCCACCAGGAAGGCGCUCUUGACUCUGCUGAGAACCGUAGGGGCCAACUACCGCAUCUCACUCCUCCAAGAGGUCCCCACAGAGCAGGGUUCCACGGCUUCCUCUCACCCCCUCGUCUCCCCGGAAAGAGCCCAGCCCCCGCCGAUCAGCCUAAACAACCUAGAACUGCAGGACCUCAUGCACAUCUCCCGGGCCCGGAAGCCGGCUUUUAUCCUGAGCUCCUUGAGGGACGAGAAGCGGACCCACGACCACCUGCUCUGCCUCGACGGAGGGGGCGUGAAAGGCCUGGUCAUCAUCCAGCUGCUCAUCGCCAUCGAGAAGGCCUCGGGCGUGGCCACCAAGGACCUCUUUGACUGGGUGGCAGGGACCAGCACGGGGGGCAUCCUGGCCCUGGCCAUUCUGCACAGCAAAUCCAUGGCCUACAUGCGCGGUGUGUACUUCCGCAUGAAGGACGAGGUGUUCCGGGGCUCGCGGCCCUACGAGUCCGGGCCCCUGGAAGAGUUCCUGAAGCGGGAGUUUGGGGAGCACACCAAGAUGACCGAUGUCAAGAAGCCCAAGGUGAUGCUGACCGGGACGCUGUCUGACCGGCAGCCAGCCGAACUCCACCUCUUCCGGAACUACGAGGCCCCGGAGGCCUCCAGGGAGCCUCGCUUCAGCCCCAGUGCCAACCUGAAGCCCCCGACUCACCCCUCAGACCAGUUGGUGUGGCGAGCAGCCCGGAGCAGCGGGGCGGCCCCCACCUACUUCCGGCCCAAUGGUCGCUUCCUGGAUGGCGGCCUGCUGGCCAACAACCCCACCCUGGACGCCAUGACCGAGAUCCACGAGUACAACCAGGACCUGAUCCGCAAGGGUCAGGCCAACAAGGUGAAGAAACUCUCCAUCGUCGUCUCUUUGGGGACUGGGAGGUCCCCACAGGUGCCUGUGACCUGUGUGGAUGUCUUCCGCCCCAGCAACCCCUGGGAACUAGCCAAGACUGUUUUUGGGGCCAAGGAGCUGGGCAAGAUGGUGGUGGACUGUUGCACAGAUCCGGAUGGGCGGGCUGUGGACCGGGCGCGGGCCUGGUGCGAGAUGGUCGGCAUUCAGUACUUCAGAUUGAACCCCCAGCUGGGCACGGACAUCAUGUUGGACGAGGUCAGCGACGCGGUGCUCAUCAACGCGCUCUGGGAGACCGAGGUCUACAUCUACGAGCACCGGGAGCAGUUCCAGAAGCUCGUCCAGCUGCUGCUCUCGCCCUGAGCCCCUCCCGGCCCCUCUGCAAAGCUGGGUGAGGCCACCCACCACGUGGCGCGGAGCCAGGGCCCCACGCCUCCGUCGUCGUCCAGGGAUGGGGCUCGGAGCCUGCACCUUCCUGCCUGAGGCUGGUUCUGAAGGCCUCUCCCCACUGCCUUCCCCACCAUUUGUCACUCCAGACCCAGAAAGCCCAGGGUCCCUGGCCCGCUUCCCGACUGUGAAGGACAUCUGACUUGGCCCGUGGCCCCGCGCCCGGCCGCUAACACUAAGGGUGCCCAGUGUGCCUCCGGCCGGCCUCCCAGGGGCCUGCGCGGCUCUCAGUCCCCGGCAAGUGCAGCCCUCCGUCCUGCUCGCCCGGGGUCGGGGCUGGAGAAAUGGGGCCCCCCACUCUGUCAGCAGGGAAGCCCGGGCUCCAGGAGCCGCGUGCCCCAUUUGACUUUGCCCCUCAGCACACGCCAGGCACCCCACCCUCUGGCCCCACCCCGAGAGCCCUCCCAGCUUUCAAAGGUUACCCUGUGAGUUCACAUCUUCCCUUCGGAAGCGGCUUGAGAGUGGUGAGGGGCUCAGGGGCCCCCAAACUGUGAAAUAAAUGGCUUGGACUGAA